AUGGCAACGAGUAGAAACUGUGAUACACCACAGACGCCAACCGAAGACAUUACAUCGAGCUGCGUGAAUUGCGAACGUCCGGAUAGCGCUGAUAAUUUCGUGCAGUGUGAUAACUGCGACACGUGGUGGCACAUGUCGUGUGCUGGAGUAUCGGAAUCGAUCGAAGGACGUCCAUGGUCGUGUCGGAAGUGUGUUCCGGAUAAUGCAAGCAUCCGUACGGUGUCUUCUACCACUAGAGCCGCUCGUUUAGCGCUACAAUUGGAAGAAUUGGAAGCGAAACGAGCACUGGAAAAACAAUCAAUGGAAGCGGAAAAACGUCAUCUUGAUGAAGUGUUUCAACUACGGAAGGCACAGUUGGAAUGCGAGGAAGAAAGCAUGAACCACAGUCAGAUUAGCAUGCGACAAAGCUUGAACCAGGUUCGUCAAUGGAUGGAAAAAUGCGCUGAUCCAGCAGUAGGCGAUCUAUCAACAGCCUCGCUGUCAAUGCCGCUACCAACAUCCCAUGUCGACCCGAUCACUGAAGACAACAAUCCCGGUAGGAACGUGAUAUUUCAGACUAGGCAAAUUUCGAGCCCACUGAAACACCCGUCGUUGCAAAACGUACUUCAGCGAACUUCGAUGUCAACAGCAUAUCCAGUUAACCAACAAAGUGGCCCCGCUCCAGCUGCUUAUAACAAGCGUAUCCAAUCCGGUGCGGUUCCUAAGGCGAACAUCUUUGAUCCAGCUAAAGGAAUGCACAAACCUGUAGGUAACCCUUUACCCUCCGUAGGCCCAGGAUCGUCGCUGACGCUAAUCGAAGAGAAAUUAGCAAACGAAUUGGGCGCCGAUGGAAUCAUAAAGCCUUUAUGCUUGAUGUGGACCGGAAACGUGACGCGGAUGGAAACCACUUCUAAGCAGGUCACCCUGACAAUCUCGGCGUUGAACGGGAAUGCGAAGUAUAAGGUUGAAGACGCACGCACGGUGAAAGAGUUAUCGCUACCGAAACAAACUGUUUCAUUUGAACGAUUAAUGAACCGUUAUCGUCAUCUCCAAGGGCUUCCAGUUGCAAGCUACGAAAACGCAACGCCUAGAUUGAUGAUCGGAGUAAAUAACUUGAAUCUGAUUGUUCCACUGCGAACGAAGGAAGGAUUACGUUACGAACCCGUAGCUGUCAAAACCAGAUUGAGUUGGUGUGUCUACGGUGGCAAGACAACAAACGAUACAACGCAUACAGUAAACUGUCAUUCCUGCGACUGUACUGUAGCUCAAGAGCUGCAUAACACGUUAAAGGACUAUUUCGCGCUGGAAGAUAUCGCGACUAAAGAAGUGCCUGUGCUUAUGUCGGAAGAAGAAAAACGGGCCCAGUGUAUUCUCGAGAAAACAACAAUUCGCAUAGGCAAACGCUUCGAGACGGGAUUAUUAUGGAGGUUCGACCAUAUUGAACUCCCAGAUAGUUACAACAUGGCCCUAAAACGUCUGGAAUGCCUGGAGAAGAAACUGGCCCGAGAACCUUUGCUCAAGGAAAUCGUUCAGGAACAGUUAUCUGCCUAUCAAAACAAUGGUUAUGCUCAUUUAGCAACUAAAGAUGAGUUGCUUGUCGCUGACCUGAAACGCGUCUGGUAUCUGCCGUUAGGGAUAGUCAAAAAUCCUCGAAAACCAGGAAAAGUGCGAUUAAUUUGGGAUGCAGCGGCGAAGGUUAAAGAAAUAUCACUCAACACAAUGCUUCUGAAAGGACCCGAUCAGCUGACUUCGCUGCCAGCAGUUCUUUUACGUUUUCGCCCAUUCAAAGUUGGAAUUUCUGCAGACAUCAAAGAGAUGUUCCACCAAAUCUCUAUACGUAGAGAAGACCGGCACUCUCAGCGAUUCCUCUGGCGUUCGGAUCCCUCGCAUACUCCGGAAAUCUUCCUAAUGGAUGUGGCUACAUUUGGGUCAUCGUGCUCGCCAGCGUCAGCGCAGUUUGUAAAAAAUAAAAACGCCGAAGAGAUUCGGGAAAGAUAUCCUCGCGCCGUAAAAGUAAUAGUCGAGAACCAUUAUGUGGAUGACUGCUUGGAGAGUUUUGAGAGCACUGAAGAAGCUGUGCGUGUCAGUCGAGAGAUGCGCAUGAUUCACGAAGAAGGAGGAUUUCUACUAAGAAGCUGGCGUUCGAAUAGUAGAGAAGUAUUGAAAGAGUUAGAAGAAACAAAUUCAGCUGGAACAAACACCGUCGUCCAAGGAGUUGCAUUCGAACGCGUUCUAGGAUUGCUGUGGAGUACAGAAACCGAUGAACUCUACUUUUCUACGAUGAUGUCGACCGAGAUCAGCCUGGUUGAUGACAAUCAGCGACCCACAAAGCGACAGAUACUGAAAUGCCUGAUGGGAUUCUUUGAUCCGCUAGGACUUCUGAGUCUAUUCCAUAUCCACGGGAAAAUGCUUCUUCAAGAUGUCUGGCGAUCGGGAAUCGAAUGGGACGAACUAGUGAGCGAUAGAAUUUUUGAGCGUUGGCAGAAAUGGACCAAACUCUUCGAAGAAGUAAGCGAUGUGCGUAUUCCAAGGUGUUAUUUCCACCAAGCGACGGUAAAACGCUAUGAUGGAUUACAGCUGCAUGUUUUCGUCGAUGCUAGCGAAGUAGCUUAUUCCGUGGCUGUUUAUUUUCGUUUAGUAAAUUCUGAUGGAGUAGGAGAGUGUACCCUGGUUUCCGCAAAAGCAAAAGUGGCUCCGUUAAAACCUCUCUCGGUGCCUAGAAUGGAAUUGCAAGCCGCGGUGUUGGGAUCGCGAUUGAUGAAAUUCGUUGAAGAAGUUCACUGUCUCGCCAUAGUGCAGAAGUAUUUGUGGAGCGACUCGGCUACUGUGUUGUCGUGGCUUCGAGCAGAUCAUCGCAGAUAUAAGCAGUUCGUGGCCUGUCGUAUCGGGGAGUUGCUUACGACAACGAAUGUUAGCGAAUGGCGGUGGGUGCCCUCAAAAUCUAAUCCAGCCGAUGCUGCAACCAAGUGGGGUCAAGGACCAAAGCUGACGCAAGACAGUAUGUGGUUUAAAGGCCCAGAAUUUCUGCGCGGACCGGAAAUAAGUUGGCCUAUACAGAAGAACUCUGCUGUAGACACGGAAGAAGAGUUGCGUCCUUGUUACUCACACAGUAAAGUUGUGUUACCGAAACCUGUGAUCGAUCUGGAUCGGUUUUCGAAGCUUUCUCGGGUGGUAAGAACCGCCGCGUACGUGGCAAGAUUUCUGGCAAAUUUGAAGCGGAAGCAGAUUGGAGAAGAAGCAGUGAGCGGAAUUUUAACAUCGGAGGAACUAAAAUCGGCAGAAUAUUCAUUGAUACGAAUGGUGCAAUGGCAGGCGUUUCCCGAUGAAAUGGCGAUAUUCGUAAAAAACCAGCGAGACUCGGCUGAGAAGACAGGAUCUAUAGGCAAAAGUAGCGUCAUUUUCCAGUUGUCACCUAUAUUAGACGAUAAUGGAUUGCUUCGCGUUGGCGGACGAAUCGGGAAGGCUCCUAACAUCAACUUAGAAGCAAAGUUUCCAGUCAUACUCCCACGGAAUCAUAAGUUUACCGUUCUACUGCUGGACGAUUACCAUCGUAAGUUUCGAGAUGGUAAUCACGAAACCGUAACUAACGAAAUACGCCAGAAGUAUUACGUGCCAAGACUGAGAAGGAAAGCGAAGCGAUUACACCCAAUCACUUCCUUCUGGGAAACUCCAGUGGCGUUCGUCAGCCAGCAGUUAAGCCAACGGAUUCAGGAGCGAACUUCGUGGAGUCAGAUCCAGUAUCAACUUGACGUAUUUUGGAGAAGAUGGACUCGUGAGUAUCUGCCGACCCUCACCAAGCGUACGAAGUGGUUCGGUGAUGUUAAACCUGUUGCCGAAGGUGACCUAGUGUACAUCGUAGAUGGAGACAGAAGAAAUGGAUGGGAACGCGGUCGGGUACAGACAGUACUCAAAGGAGCGGACGGGAAAGUUCGUCAAGCAAUUAUUUAA
Molecule: messenger RNA, 3927 nt
Organism: Malaya genurostris
Lineage: Eukaryota; Metazoa; Arthropoda; Insecta; Diptera; Culicidae
Exons: 3
Coding region: 1-3927 (1308 amino acids)
Source: RefSeq, a predicted model, not a curated record